Molecule: messenger RNA, 1060 nt
Organism: Neurospora hispaniola
Lineage: Eukaryota; Fungi; Ascomycota; Sordariomycetes; Sordariales; Sordariaceae
Product: protein transport protein sec22
Exons: 2
Coding region: 95-748 (217 amino acids)
Biological process (GO): endoplasmic reticulum to Golgi vesicle-mediated transport; retrograde vesicle-mediated transport, Golgi to endoplasmic reticulum; vesicle fusion with Golgi apparatus
Cellular component (GO): endoplasmic reticulum-Golgi intermediate compartment; Golgi membrane; ER to Golgi transport vesicle membrane
Molecular function (GO): SNAP receptor activity
Source: RefSeq, a predicted model, not a curated record
ACUGAACUGGCCUUGAUUUCGAGCUGCACAACGAUACUAAAGGUCACCGAAAUACAACACAAUGAAAAAGGAGUGAUAUAACAUAUUCUUCACAAUGAUCCGCUCAACACAAAUUGCACGGCUGGAUGGCCUCAUGCUCUGCGCCUCCGUCGACGACGAAGCAACUGAAUCCUCCCUCAGCGAAGUCAAGUCCCAAGUCAAACUAAUUCUGCGCCGCCUGACGCGCACCUCGGAACCGCAAGCCAGCAUUGAGAGCGGCUCUCUCUACACCCUGCACUACCUGAUCCAGUCCGACAUCGUAUACUUCGCCAUUACGGACCGGUCAUACCCGCGCAAGCUAGCCUUCACCUACCUUUCCGACAUUGCGGGCGAGUUCGCGACGACGCACACCCCGGCACAGCUCAUGAACCCGACGCUGCGGCCCUAUGCCUUCAUGGACUUUGACAGCUUCAUCAGCCGCACCAAGGCGACUUACAGCGACACGCGUGCGACCCAGAACCUGGAUAAGCUGCAUGAUGAGCUUAGGGACGUGACCAAAGUCAUGACCAAGAACAUUGAGGAUCUGCUGUACCGCGGCGACAGCCUGGAGCGCAUGGGCGAGCUGAGCAGUAGGCUGAGGGACGAUAGCAAGAAGUACAAGAGGGCGGCUGUUAAGAUCAACUGGGAUUUGCUGCUGAAGCAGUACGGCCCGUUUGCGGCGGUCGGUUCCAUUAUCAUCUUCUUCUUGUGGUGGAGAUUCUUCUUUUGAGUGCAUCACAGGCAGGGAGCAUCACCGGUAGCGGGUGAACAUGAUACCGUCGGGUGGGUUUCCUCAGUCAGCCUGGCUCUGUACGAUGCUGUGACGGAUAGCCUACAUGGAUUCUGUAAUUAUUCUAAUAUGUGUUUGUACGGCAUUGGUUUUUGGCGCUUGACCUAGCAUGGAGUUUGGGUAAAGGAGGUUGGGGGGAAAGGGGGGCGAACGCAAAAGGACGUUUGCCCAGGUGAAGUUUCAGCUAUCAAGACAUGUUGCUUAUAGGUUCUUGCUUUCCACUCCUUCAUCCGAUGCCUUCGUAAAGCCUGA